Sinocyclocheilus rhinocerous is the source of this 650-nucleotide messenger RNA. Its product is annotated as cytochrome c oxidase subunit 5B, mitochondrial-like. Gene Ontology annotation, cellular component: mitochondrial envelope; respiratory chain complex IV. NCBI's taxonomy places the organism in Eukaryota, Metazoa, Chordata, Actinopteri, Cypriniformes, Cyprinidae. Gene Ontology annotation, biological process: mitochondrial electron transport, cytochrome c to oxygen. The transcript has 4 exons. The coding region runs from base 49 to 429 and encodes 126 amino acids. The record is from RefSeq and is a predicted model, not a curated record.
UUCGACGUCAUCAGCCCGAUUCUGGAAGUUUUUGGGGAAGAGGAAGACAUGGUUGCAAGGUUACUGCUGAGAAGCGCCGUCCGGGCUGCUGUGACCCGCAGGGCCUCUCCAGCGGUCGCGCUGACCAGAGGGAUGGCGGCGGGAGGUAUUCCCACUGAUGAGGAGCAGGCAACUGGACUCGAGAAGAAGAUUAUGAAUGCUAUGAAAGCAGGCUCAGAUCCUUUCAACAUGCUGAAGCCCAAGGAGUAUGCUGGGUCAAAGUCGGACCCUCAUCUUGUACCUUCCAUCACCAACAAAAGAAUUGUUGGCUGUGUCUGUGAGGAGGACAACACUGCUGUGGUCUGGUUCUGGCUCCAUGAGGGUGAAGCCCAGCGCUGUCCUUCAUGCGGCUCUCAUUACAAGCUUGUGCCUCAUGAGCUUCCUCACUGAUCCUGCUGCCUCCACCGCAGCGUUGCAUCCCAGAAUUCCAGAGACGUCUUGACCUCAUUCAUGUUUGUCUUAUUGCAAAGAAGUACAGGAGAUGUAACAGUCCUCCUGGUGUGGGACACAUUAUUUUAACAAUUCCUAAAAAAAAAAACAGUUUACUUAAAUUAUUGGAGUAUACUUUUUGAGUUUGGUCCGGUUACACCUAAUAAACAUGCUUACUCUGA